Messenger RNA from Chrysemys picta bellii (western painted turtle), 1077 nucleotides. RefSeq names its product cell division cycle associated 5 (gene CDCA5). NCBI's taxonomy places the organism in Eukaryota, Metazoa, Chordata, Testudines, Emydidae. Gene Ontology annotation, cellular component: nucleus. The record is from RefSeq and is a predicted model, not a curated record. Gene Ontology annotation, biological process: mitotic metaphase chromosome alignment; double-strand break repair; positive regulation of exit from mitosis.
CGCGAGAAGUAGCUGCUGCGUCACUUCCAUUGUAGCGGCGGGUGAUUCGAACGGGGCUUGGCGGCGGGUUCCAGCCCGCGCGGCGCGGAGCGGACAGGCCCACGGAUGGCGGGCGGGGGCCAGAGGCGGACCCGGUCUGCGGGCGCGGCCCCAGCGGGGAGCAGAGCCCGGGGGGACGCUGUCUCCCCUCCUCCGAGGCGCAGGUCCGAGAGGAUUGCAGGGUCUCCUACCAGGCGUGAUUCCCAGAGGAAACCUUUGGUGGAGAAGAAGAUGGUGGGGAGCCCACUUCCAGCUCCAGUGGUGAAGCGAUCGAUCAUGGUGAAAAAGAUCAUGCCCCGAAAACAGCAGCCUGCUGUUGCUUUGACUGAAGCAGAACAAACCCCAUGCAUGACUGGUACUGCUUGGACUCCACGGCGCAGCCCCAGGAUCUCCCAGAAGGCAGGAAAGGAGAACUUCCCAGUGGAAAGCAGCGAGGCCAAAGGCUGUGGAAGCACUGAUGCUAACCCAGUCUUAGCAUCAUCUCUCCCUGCCAAUGCCUCAGGCCUGGUGGAGAAGGCUGCCCUGUCUACAGUUAGCAUCAAUGUAUGUGACUCUCCUCAGGAUGAGAGGGAUGUGCUGAUGUCUAAGAAAGUGCGCCGAUCCUACAGCCGCUUGGAUGCCUCACCCAGCUUGGACAUGUCCACACCCACAUUCACCCAGAAGAAGUGCUCACUCUUUGGCUUUGAGAAGCUCCUAGUGCCUGAUGCACUGGCCGAUGUGUCUCCAGUGGGUAAGGUUUCCCCUGCCCAGGAGACUCCAGUGGAGCCCAAUGCCUUGGGCUCCACUAAGGAAUGGGACACAAACAUUCCUGGCAUCUCCUUCCCCAAAGAGAAACGGAAGAAAAGGAGGAUCCCCCAGAUUGAUAAAUCUGAACUGGAUGAGUGGGCUGCUCAAAUGAAUGCACAGUUUGAAGAAGCAGAGCAGUUUGAUCUUCUUGUGGAAUGAAGCCUCUCCCCAGUAACCUGCAUUAUUCUUUUGUACAUAGAGCUGAUGUGUUGUUUUUUCAGUCUAAAAAUUAAUAAAAUAGUUGUGUCUGUC